Sorghum bicolor (sorghum) is the source of this 1806-nucleotide messenger RNA. RefSeq lists its product as uncharacterized. Bases 140 to 1468 code for a protein of 442 amino acids. Gene Ontology annotation, cellular component: endoplasmic reticulum membrane; Golgi membrane. The record is from RefSeq and is a predicted model, not a curated record. Gene Ontology annotation, biological process: ceramide biosynthetic process. Gene Ontology annotation, molecular function: sphingomyelin synthase activity; ceramide cholinephosphotransferase activity. The transcript has 4 exons. NCBI's taxonomy places the organism in Eukaryota, Viridiplantae, Streptophyta, Magnoliopsida, Poales, Poaceae.
AGUCGCCUUCCCUCGCUGCCGCAGCCCAGGAGUCAAGCAAGUCCAGCGGUCUAUGGCGACGACCAACUGACCAAGUGAAGUGACCGACACCGAUCUCUCGCGGAGUCGCCGGCUGGGCGGGGCCGAUCCGGUUCCGGCCAUGGCGAAGCCGGCGCGGGCGCCGAGGCCGAAGCCGCCGCCGGCGCGGGCGUCCGCCCGUCGGCUCCUGGGCCUUGGCGGGCUCGGCGUCGCGGCGGCGGCGUACGUGGGCGUGGACUACCUGCGGUACCUCUCGCCGGCGUGGCACGGCCGGCUGCAGCCGGCGCUGUGGGCGGCGCUGGCGCUCGCGGCCGCCGCGCGCGCCCCGUUCUACCGCCACUGGUCCGCGGAGCUGCGCGCCGCGCUGCCCUUCCUGGGAUCCAUCGCCUUCAUGCUCGCCGCCUUCCUCUGCGAGGCCAUCUCUGUCCGCUUCGUCUCCGCCGUCAUGGGGCUGCACUGGCACGGAACUGCCGCGCCUCUUCCUGACACGGGUCAAUGGCUGCUUUUAUCAUUGAAUGAGAAGCUCCCUCAGAGCGUGGUUGAUCUACUGAGAGCUCACAUUAUCACUCUUCACCAUUAUCUGAUGUUGUUCAUCAUGUUGGGGUUCUCAGUUCUGUUUGACUGCAUCAAAGCUCCUGGUCUUGGUAUAGCCACAAGAUAUAUGUUCACUAUGGCAAUUGGUCGUGUGCUUCGGACGAUAACUUUCAUUGCUACCAUUCUUCCAUCUGCAAGACCUUGGUGUGCUGCAGCACGUUAUCAAAUACCUCAACAUCCUCAUCCUUGGGCACAGAAAUAUUAUGUUCCAUAUGCUUCUGAUUCAAAUGCUAUUCGUAGAGUCAUAACACAUGAUAUGGCAUAUGCGGCUGUUCAAGCUUACCCAGAUGAAUAUAGGCCCGAUUGGGGACGUAUGAGCUUCCUUGUAGACAUCUUGAGACCAACUCCUGGAGAAGGGCCUUCAUGGUACCAUCUUUUGAAGAAAGCUAGUGGCGGUUGCAAUGACCUUAUGUACAGUGGACACAUGCUCGUUGCUGUCCUUACUGCAAUGGCGUGGACGGAAGCAUAUGGGGGCUGGAUCUCUGUUGCAAUAUGGCUCCUCGUCCUGCACAGCGCACAGAGGGAGGUACGUGAGCGGCACCACUACAGCGUGGACUGUGUUGCUGCUAUCUACGUUGGCAUCCUGCUGUGGAGGAUGACAGGGUUCAUCUGGUCUGCCAGAGACCUGACCCGAGCUAGACGGCUAGCCAAGCUUGAGGAGAUCCAGAGCAGGUUGGUCCAUGCUGCCAAGGACAGUGACAUUGACGAGAUCAGGGGCCUGCUGAAGGAGGUGGAGCUAGCCGGCCAGGAGAAGCAGGGCUUCUCGCAGAGGGCUAUCCUGACCUUUGCCGCAGGAACAAUCAUCUUCACCUUGUCUUGUGUUCUCAUUGCCUUCACAAUGACUAGCGACGGUUGAUUUGGGUUCUGCUGGAUGCCCCUGGAUCUGAAUGUUAGCCACUUUUUCCUGGGCUAUACACUAUACUGUUUUCUUGUAGUGUGUUCAGUGUCAUUUGUGGAGCCUUGAGGGGAACCAUGUUUAAACAGAAAUGUAACUAGAUCCUAGUGGUGCCAAAAUUCGUGGAUGUUUUGCAGCUGCACGGGAAGCUGAUGGGUUGUCGGUAGAAUUUUGGUUGCUGUAGCUAAGUUUUACUCAAACAGAGGUUGAGGCUUUCAUUGCUUGCAAGGCACUGUAGGCUGUAGCGCAGCUUAUGCUACUGUUUUGCAAUGAGAUAGGCUGUACCACAGCUUAGGCCU